Molecule: messenger RNA, 2589 nt
Organism: Thecamonas trahens ATCC 50062
Lineage: Eukaryota; Apusomonadida; Apusomonadidae
Product: ADP-ribosylglycohydrolase superfamily protein
Exons: 1
Coding region: 1-2526 (841 amino acids)
Source: RefSeq, a predicted model, not a curated record
AUGCGGCAGGGACGGAGCCGGCGGCUGGACGCGACGGUGGCAGAGGACCGCGAGCUGCUGGAGGAGCUUGCAGAGGAGUUCCACCCAGGCAUGCGGGUCAAGGCUGUGCACUUUGAGGACUACGAGGGCGUGGUGCGGUUCAUCGGGAACACGCUGCUGGGCCCCGGCCCGUGGAUCGGGAUCGAGCUCGACGAGCCGGUGGGCCGGUCGAACGGGUCGAUUGCAGGCGUGUUCUACUUUGACUGCCCUGAACACCACGGAGCCUUUGUGCCGCCCGACUGCGUUGAGCCCAUUGACGACGUGGUUGAUCCGCUCGAGCCGCCGCGGGCGUGGGACGUCACCGAGCACCACUACCUGACGGCUGCCCGCGACCGGGCGGGCGACGCAGCGCACCUCGCCAUGUCGUCACCGCUCGCCAAGUUCCAGGCGGCGCAGGCGGCGGCGGGCUUUGACGCCGACUCGGACUACUCGGGGGCAUCGCAUCACUACUUUGAAUCGCUCCCGCCCAAGCUGCGGACGGCGCCGGCGGCCGGGCUGGCAUCGCCGAGCGGGGCGCGGCGGCGCGGCGGCAGCGGGCGCACGGCGACCCACAUCAUGACCCGGCGCGCCGGCGACAGCGGUCCCGAGGUUGGCGGCACGCCGCCUCACCUGCGCGCGCUUGACGCCCUGCGAUCGACGGUUCCGUACUACGAGGCCUUUGCGCCGGUCCACAAAGAUCCCGAGGUCGGGCAGCGGGUCCGAGUCAAGGGCCACCUCGGCGUAGUCAAGUUUGUGGGCGGCACGCUGUUUGAGUUUGGCUCAUGGGUCGGCGUCGAGCUCGACGAGCCGCUCGGCCGCAACUCGGGCUCGGUCAACGGGACCUUUUACUUCAAGUGCAAGCCCUCGCACGGCAUCUUUGUGCGGCCGCACAAGGUCGAGUGGGUCCCGUGGGAGUUUGCGCCGCUGCCGCACUCUGGCUCGCCGCGCAAGCGCCGGGUCCGCAAAACCGGUGCCGCGCUGUUCCAGACCUCGUCGCGGGAUCCGUCGGAGCUCUCGGGCGACGACGAAGAGGGCGAGGCGAGCGGGGCGAGCGGCGACGGGCUCACGGGCACCUCGGCGGCGCCCGAACAGCCACCGGCUUUCCGGUCGCCGUCCCAGGGCCCACCGCAGGCCCUCUCGGCGUCGGGCCUACCGGUGCCUGGCAUGCAGUUUGAGGAGGUCGACGGCGUCUUGCGGUUCCCGUCUUUGCUCGAGGGUGAGGGCGGCGCGCCUGGUACGCCCGCCGGAGAGGACAAGUCGUUCUUUGGCGCCGGCGGCGACGUCGGCGGCGCGCACGCCAUCCUCGCCGGCCCGCACCAGGUCGAGUUUGAGUUUGGCUGCUCGGACAUGAAGUUCUACCAACUCGACUCAAAGAUCCAGGGUCUUUUCCACGGCUUUUUCGUUGGCUCGGCCAUCGGCCUCCUCUGCGAGGAUCGCGCCGCCGACGACCUGGCCACAUUUGCCAGCACCGGCGGACUCGACUCGUACGGGCCGACUAUUGCUUCGCACGACGCACACCGUGCGCAGUGGUACUCGAGCAUCGAGGCGGGCGGUGUGUGGGGCGUCGACGGUGACGCCGCGCUUGUGCUCCUCGACGCGCUCGUCACCGCCAAAGGUCACGUCGACCACAAGGUCUUUGCCGAGAAGCUCGCCGGGUGGAUCGACGAGGGCAUUGUCGCCACCGGGCAGGCCGGGCCCAUCGGCGUCGAAGAGACGCUGGUGGAGAUUGUGUGCACUCCCGAGUUCACCACGCAUCCGCUGGCCGCCGCCAAGAACGUCUACUUUAAGAACGGAAAGUCGUUUGCCGACAACGGUGCCGUGGCCCGCUCGCCACUGCUGGCCAUUUCCGACUUUUGGGACCUCGACCGGGUGGCGGCCAACGCCACGAUCAUGGCUCAGGUGACUCACUCGGACCCGCGGUGCGUCGCCUCGUGCAUCGCCGUCAACGUCGCCAUCGCGCUUCUGCUGCAAAAGGGCGCGCGUUCGCACACCGCCAAGGGCCUCGUCUUUGUCCUCAAGAAGGCCUUCAAGUACGCCAAGGCCGUGGGCGUGCCCGACGAGGGCGCACUCAAGGCCGCCAUCAUGACUGCCACCCCGGCCUCGCUUCGGCUCGACGACCCCAAGACCUGCCGCCACACGUACAAGGCGCUCGGCGCAGCCUUCUACGCCCUCCGCACCGGUACCGACUUUAAGUCAACACUCCUCGAGAUUGCCAUGUGCGGCGGCGACGCAGACGCAAACUGCGCUGUCGCCGGCGCGGUUCUCGGCGUCAAGCUCGGCAUGUGGGCCGUGCCGGUCGACUGGCCGCCGCGCUCACUCCCAUUCACGGCCCGCUCGUGGCCGCCGGUCUUUGGCCAGUUCCAGCCUGCCACCGAGCCCGAGAACAUGCCGCAGUCCUGGCUCGACCUUCGCGGGCCCGACUACCGCUACGCCCGCUCGCUCUUUGACGAGCACCUCACCAACCUCAAGCUGACCAUCGAAACGUACUCGACCAAGCGCGACUAUUGAAUGCAGUCUCCAACCCACGCCCUCGCUUUACCGGUGCUCUCUAGCCUAGAGCGCCGUCGCCUC